This is a messenger RNA of Sporothrix brasiliensis 5110, 3063 nucleotides long. RefSeq lists its product as uncharacterized. The record is from RefSeq and is a predicted model, not a curated record. The coding region runs from base 1 to 3063 and encodes 1020 amino acids. Lineage: Eukaryota; Fungi; Ascomycota; Sordariomycetes; Ophiostomatales; Ophiostomataceae. The transcript has 2 exons.
AUGGAGAUUGUCAUCCCGCCCCGCGACCACGGCACCCAGGCCGACAAAUAUGCCUGGGACGACAACGGCGAGGUGACUCAGAUCCGGAGUCCAGAAGAGGUCCAUCUUCCGCCCAACUACCGCGCCACGUGGCAGCCUCGGAGAGGCGCCGUCAGGGGAUAUGGAGCCGAGUACAUCAGCAGAGACGACGACGACGAUGACGACAACAAGUCAACUCUCCGCCGCUCGCUGAUCCCCGACUAUGUCAUCAACUACCUGCGUGGCGAGACCCCCGAGACGGUGGCACAGCGCAAAAUGGAACGACAGCGAGCAGAAGAAGCCCUGUCGCAGGAGAACCUCGUCAGCAGCAGCACCGAUCACGACGGCCGUCUUGGCCUCCGCGGUGGAGGUGACGGACAACCGCUGCCGAGCCCAGACUACCGGCGAUCGGACGAGCCGAUAUGGCGACGCACCAACUCCGACUACUACAACAACAACAGCAACGAAAAGCGUCGCAGCUCUGGUCCGAUGGGGCAGAGGAGGUGGCCAGCACGGCGGCGCCGCUUCGUGGGGCACGGCUGGAAGGCGGGCGUGGCUCUCCACGGCACAAUGAUUAUCAUAAUCUCCGUGGUUGCUCUCGUCGGUCUCGUCGUAGCACGGACGGUGCUGCACCGUGGCGGCAAGUCGAACGCUUUGGCCACUCUUUAUACGAGCCGUGCCGUGCCCAUCAUGGACACGCGUGGCACCUCGUGUGCAGGUGCCCACCCCGUGGCAUGGCUGCUCCGGGCUGUUUUGGCCUUGUUCUCGGUGGCCCUACUGGCUGGCGCGCAGUACGUCUUCCACAUUCUCAGCAGCCCGACGCGUGCCGAGCUCGACGCGGCCCACGCCACGCGGCGAUGGCUCGAUAUCGGGGUGCCGUCGCUGCGCAAUAUCGCAUUUCUUCUCGGACUGCGCAAGGCCCGUGCCGUGUUGGCCCUGGUCGUGGUAGCUGUGGCAAUGGCAUCGACAGUUCUGUAUGGCGCAUUGGUCAACGUUGUCCUUGUCGCUCCGCAGUCAUCGAUGGCGGUGCCUUCAUACAACGUGCUGCUCGUGACGCCGUCGUUCUUGGAUGGUGAUCCGUUUAGCAACGCCUCGUCCAGCAACGCGGGCGGUCUGGACCGGGUUACCAUCCUGCAGCUGCAGCAGUUGGCGUCAAAUACAAAACAGCCAACGCUGACAAACCUCACGGCAGGAGAGUGCCUGGAGUCGCCGUCGUCAGCAUCGACCAUGUCCAUGGUGCAGGCGGGUUUGUCUCUGUUUGACAUUAAUGAUGUCGAAAGUGACAGCGCUGCCACAUCCAUCAGCACCACCAACUUCAGCGCAGUCUUGAUCGUACUCACCGAUGCAACCGUGGAUGGCAUUCAAGCAACAAACAGUUCCGUCGUUGAAACGGCACCGGCCGGGUCGGUGCUUCUGGCCGCCGACGAGAGAUUGGGAAGCAGCAGCAGCAGCAGUUCGUCCGUGUUUCAGAUUACAACCGGCGACAGCGAGAGCAGUGACCGGUCGUCAUUUAUCAUUAACGAGAACACGGUUGCUUUUUGUCUGGUUCAGGAGGCUGUCACAACGGCUGCAGCGGCCCAGUCUGCCAGCAACACGGACGACGCUGCGACGACCAUGUGCAUUGUCACCCUCAACACGUCUCUUCUGAGUGCCGUUGUUGGCCUUAAUAUGGUGACCGCCUUGUGCUUUGCAUACAUGCUGCUCCCACGCAAGGCCCACCGCCACUUCCGACACGCGCCGCUCAUCACACUCGGCGACGCUGUGGCCUCGUUUUUGCGCGACCCAGACCCGACGACGAGGGGCGCCUGUCUUCUCAGCAAAGCAGACGUGGUGCGGCACGGCGUCUGGAAGAGCAUGGUCGACAUGCCUCGUCUGCCCCAGUUUGGUCCGCCACGGACUCGGGUUUCAACUGAAACCAACGGCUCCGGUCAGUCCGCCCAACAGCCGGAGAAUAUUAUGCAGCCCAUGUUCUUGGAGGCCCCGGCGAGUGAUGGCGAAGGUAGCAGCAACAAGAACAACUACUUUUGGUUCCAGUCGGUCUCCCUCGUGCAGUGGUUCGUGGGUGCUGUCGUCUGGUGGACCGUUGUCGGCCUCGCUCUGGCUGCCCUAGUGGUUGUCGUGUCGAGGAACAACCGCCUCGGCACCUUUGGCCAGAUUUCACCGUUGUCGAGCGCCGUGUUCGGGUCGUUGGCAUCGUCGUCGUCCACCUCGUGGAUGACAUCUGUGGCCCUUUUGGGCAGUCUACCGUAUCUGGGCGUCGCCGUCCUCUACUUCGUCGUCGAUACGCAUGUCUCGGGUUACUUCUUGUCGCACGAGUUUGCGCAAUACAUUGCCACCCACCAGCACCAGCGCAACGACCAGCUCCAGCAGCACGGACGCCACCCGCUGCGCGUAUCCUACCGCCCGCGGGGCCACCAGACCACAUCACUGUACCUCACGCUGCCGCAGCCGUGGCACUGGACGCUGCUGACGCUGGUGGCGGGCAUCGUCUUUGCCCUCGGCCAAAGUGUCGUCGUCACGGGUGUGGAGGCCGUGGAGGCCAUCACUUCUGGCAACGACAACGAUUCCAGCUCGACACGUCUCGCCCUCCUUGGCUUCAGCGGUAUUGGCUUGGUCGUCAUCUUGGUCCUUCUGGUUGGCCUUGCUUUUAUGGUGGUCGUUCUUGGUGCACGCCGUACACCGCCGCCCAACGCCUCGCUCGGCGGCAACCCACUGACCCUGUCGGGAGGCUCGUGCAGUGCGGUCAUCAGUGCACGCUGCCACCCGACACCCGAGGAGAUGCCGACCGAGAUGACGAGACGAAACGGCAGCAACGGCGGGCCCUUGCCGCUGUGGCUGCGACCGCUUGCAUGGGGUCCUGUACCGGCGUACCACCACCCUUACCAGGGAUACAACCGACGGCGUGGCCUGACGCGGGAGGGUCUGUUGAGCGAUGGAACCCUGCAAGGCCAGGUGGAAGACGACAACAUCGACAGCAUUGUCGGGCACUGCACGUUUUCGAGUGGGCCGCUAAUGCCCCUGGAUGCCGCACGGAGCUAUGCGUGA